Molecule: messenger RNA, 6552 nt
Organism: Pteronotus mesoamericanus
Lineage: Eukaryota; Metazoa; Chordata; Mammalia; Chiroptera; Mormoopidae
Gene: MBD1
Product: methyl-CpG binding domain protein 1
Exons: 16
Coding region: 134-2116 (660 amino acids)
Biological process (GO): DNA methylation-dependent constitutive heterochromatin formation; negative regulation of transcription by RNA polymerase II
Cellular component (GO): nucleus
Molecular function (GO): zinc ion binding; methyl-CpG binding
Source: RefSeq, a predicted model, not a curated record
GCAGAGGAGGAAGAAGAGGAGCGGGGCAAGGCGGGAGUCACAGGCGGGACCCUCGUCAUGGGGCCGCGGACCUAGAGCUACGAAAGCUACCGGCCCGGUGCCGAGCUGGCUGCUGCUCCUUCCCGUGUCCCCCAUGGCUGAGGAGUGGCUGGACUGCCCAGCCCUGGGCCCCGGCUGGAAACGCCGUGAGGUUUUUCGCAAGUCAGGUGCUACCUGUGGACGCUCAGACACCUAUUACCAGAGCCCCACAGGAGACAGGAUCCGAAGCAAAGUUGAGCUGACCCGAUACCUGGGCCCUGCGUGCGACCUCUCCCUCUUCGACUUCAAACAAGGCAUCCUGUGCCACCCAACUCCAAAGGCCCAUUCUGAGGCUCUCCCCAGCAGGAAGCGCAAGAAGGCUUCAAAGCCAGUUAAAGCUGGGAAAUGUCAGGUUGGACCCCAGAAAGUUGAGGUCAGAAAGGAGGCCCCAAGGGAAGAGACCAAGGCUGAUGCUGACACAGCCCCAGCUUCGCUCCCUGCGCCUGGGUACUGUGAGAAUUGUGGAAUCAGCUUCUCAGGGGAUGGCACUCGAAGGCAGCGGCUCAAGACAUUGUGCAAGGACUGCCGAGCGCAGAGAAUUGCUUUCAACCGGGAACAGAGGAUGUUUAAGCGUGUGGGCUGCGGAGAGUGUUCAGCCUGCCGGGUAACCGAGGACUGCGGGGCUUGCUCCACCUGCCUUCUGCAGCUGCCCCAUGAUGUGGCCUCGGGGCUGUUCUGCAAGUGUGAGCAGAGACGGUGCCUGAGGAUUGUGGAAAAGAGCCGAGGGUGUGGAGUAUGCCGGGGCUGUCAGACCCGAGAGGACUGUGGCCAUUGCCGAGUCUGCCUUCGCCCUCCCCGCCCUGGUCUCAGGCGCCAGUGGAGGUGCGUCCAGCGGCGCUGCCUACGACAUCUUGCCCACCGCCUGCGUCGCCACCAUCAGCGAUGUCAACGACGCCCUCCCCUAGCUGUGGCUCCCCCUGCUGGUAAGAAACGUAGCCGCCGCAGGGGAGGCUGCGACUCAAAGAUGACUGCCCGGCGGCGCCCCCGAACCCAGCCACUGCCUCCGCUUCCCCCAUCGCAGCCUCCAGAGUCCCCAGAGCUGCACCCCAGAGCCCUGGGCCCCUCGCCACCUGCCGAGUUCAUCUAUUACUGUGUAGACGAGGACGAGCUACAGCCUUACACAAACCGCCGGCAGAACCGAAAGUGUGGGGCCUGUGCAGCCUGCCUGCGGCGGAUGGACUGUGGCCACUGUGACUUCUGCUGCGACAAACCCAAAUUCGGUGGCAGCAACCAGAAACGCCAGAAGUGUCGUUGGCGCCAGUGCCUGCAGUUUGCCAUGAAGCGCCUGCUGCCAAGUGUCUGGGCAGGGCCCGAGGAUGGGGCAGGGUCGCCCCCACCUUACCCUCGUCGAAAGAGGCCUGGAUCUACUCGACGGCCCCAUCUGGGCCACACCCUGAAGCAUCCCUUGGGCACUCCCACAGCCCGACGAGACCUUGCCCAGACUCCAAUGAAGCAGGAAGCAGGCAGCGGCUUUGUGUUGCCCCCACCUGGCACUGACCUUGUGUUCUUACGGGAGGGUGCAACCAGUCCUGUGCAGGUGCCUCGCCCUACCCCAACUUCCACCGAACCCCUCUUGCAGGUGAGGGCUCCACCUUAUCCUGCCCGUCCCAACCCUGCCCAGCCUUGUUCCAGGAAGCUGGGACCAAGUCUGCCGCCAUCCUCCUUCACACAGGAGGCCCAACGCCCUGGCCUGAGUUGGGUUGUGGCCUUACCCCAGGUGAAGCAAGAGAAGGCGGAUGCCCAGGAAGACUGGACACCGGGCACAGCCAUCCUGACUCCUGUAUUGCUGCCUGGCUGCCCCAGCAAGGCAGUAGACCAAGGCCUGCCACUUGUGAAGCAAGAGCCACCUGACCCUGAGGAGGACAAGGAGAAGAGCAAGGAUGAUUCAGCCUCUGAUUCGGCCCCAGAGGAGGAAGGAGGGGCUGGCACGCCAGUGAUCACGGAGAUUUUCAGCCUGGGUGGAAACCGCCUCCGGGAUACAGCAGUCUGGUUGCCAAGGUCCAAGGGCCUUAAAAAACCUGGAACUAGAAAGCAGUAGACUGGAGGCUUCUGCAGACUGUAGGAUUCAAGGUGAAAUUUACAGACCGGCUUUAUGAGAGACAACACUGAUCCAUCUACUCAGAGGCUGGACCAUAGAGCGAUUGCCAGGGCUUGUGUAGAAGUCAGUAGGAACCGGAAAAACCUACCACCAAACCAGAGGAGCAGGGCUGUUCAGUCCUUUGAGCUUAUAGAGGAAGUAAGCAAGAAAGGAAGAGAGAGUAGAAAGUUGGUGCAUCUGCUCCAGCUGGUGCAAAUCCCAGAAGCCUGAGAAAUAAGUUUGGAUAUUAGGGGUGGAGGAGCUGGGGUUGGGGUUGGGGGAUAGAAUUAGAACCACCAUAAAACAACCUAAACAAGCCAUCUUCAUAAAUAUUAAGUGGCUUCUGGGUGAGACCUGGCAGUGUCUCUAAACAUUUCCUCAGGGAAACAGCAAUUGAAAAUGUAAUGUGAAUAAAUAAGGAAAGGAACUGCAAUUUGGUGAGUUCUUCCUUAUGGACCCAGUUUAUUUCUCAGAAUGGUCUUUUUAGGAAGACAUCGAUUUUGCCCAUUUUUGCAGAUGGAAAAACAGACUCAGAAAUUAAAUAACUUGUCCGAUUUCAGACAGUUAGUAUUGAGCCUAGAAUCAAACCAGGUUGUAAAGUCCUUGUUCUUUAAGUCAUUAACCUGUAAACUGUAAUCCCAAGUUCAAUGAUGUAAUAAUAUAGUAACAGAAGUUUCCAGCGACUCUGAAAACAAGGUGGAUUAAUUUAAGCAUUAUAGCAAAUCCCUUACACUGCUGUCUCUAGCGUGGUUUAGGGAGUACCAUGGCUGUGUGAAUGGGGUCACCUUCUCAGAGCACCUGUGCAUCCAGAAACUGGGUUCUUUCCAGGACUCUGGUGUUGCAUAGGAUUGUUCAAACCCUAAAGGGCAUCCUUCCCCAUUGGUUGCUGUCCAUUUGGUUUGUUUCCCUUACUCCUCCUCCUCAGCCAAAGUAUUCUUUUGAAGUAAAGCUGCCAGCCUGGCUCGUCUUUCUUGACAACUUGCGUCCCCUGCCCCUUGACAUUUGUGCUUGGUUUCUGCUCUCAGCCUCUGUCUCCGAGGAGCUUUAGGUCCUGUCAAAGGGCAAGUUUUGGCUCAGCCCUGCAUCACUUUCCAAUACUUUGCAUAGUACUAAAGUGAUCAGACAUGUGGUUCAUUACUUUCCAGCUUUAUAGGCUGGGACUGAGUGUAUGCCCCCUUAAAUUUUGUAGUUUAUGUCCCUCCCUUGCCUUAUUCCAGUUCCAGCCCUGCAGCUUUAGAUAAUUCAGAAAUAGAUUAAUCAUUCCCCUACCUUAACUCAUGACACAGUCCUCUGUCCCUUCCUUUGCCUGUUCCUACCUACUUCAGCCAGAGUCCACUGGAUAAUUUUCUGCUAUUUUGCUCCCCCCAGGAUCCAACCACCGAACCCUAGUAUUCUGAUAAUUUUGGCAACGAUGUCCUAAGUGAAAUUAUUUGAUUGGUAUUCUGACUGAUGAGAUAAGAGUCUGGUUACCAUGUGUAUCAGGGUACAAUUAGAAAAGCAGCACCACUAAUAUAAAGAUUUUAUAUAUAUGUAUGUAUGUAUAUUUAUAUAUAUGUAUAUAUGUAUAUUGUUUUACGGGAUUUAUUAUAGGGAUUUCACUAUAUGCAAUUGUGGGAGCUGGUUAAACAGUCUCUGUAAGGCUGUCGUCUUUGCAUCUACCUAAUGCUGGAGCUUGAAGUCUGUAGGGCAGGCAGUUGGGAAGGGAACAUGGAUAUAAAAUGUGGGAGACCGAGGACACAUUGGCGCCCACAAGCAGAAGCUGGACCCCCCUCAGAUGUCCUGGAACCCAUGUCACUGUCUCAUCACUUCCAACUUCGAUGAUGUGGGUGUCCUGCAGAAGAAGCUGGUGCCUUUCACCAGAGCUAAAUAUGCAUCUGGCCUAAGAAUUUGAGAAGCUGAAGGAAGAUCCUGGGGAAGGUGGGGCAGCUGCAGACCAGGCUGCUGACCAACACCUAGAAGGUGAGCCAGCAGAUAAAUGACAACGUGUGAACUGCAAAAGUGCCUGGUGACCCUGUACCACCCUUCUAAGUGUAAAAACAACAUACUACUGCUUCACUUCUGCCCUCCAGUUAGCACAUAAAAUGUUUCUUGUGGCUCAUCCUAACUGGAAGCAUACAGGGAAGGGAGUUCUGGGAAACAUAAGACUAGUCAAGGUGACACAUCACAAAACAACCCUGCAUGAAUCAGCUCCCAAAGGGUCUCACUACUCACCUGAGGAUAACUUGAUAAAGCUACAAUGGAAAGUGGAAGACCAUGGAUUUCAUGGUGACCCCAGCAAAUACCGAAAUGUCAAGCCCACCAAGUAAAAACACAGGUCUCAGCUCUGUCAUGCAAGUAUUGAGAACUGGCCCAUCGUAGGCUCUAAACUUAAUACGGGGGUACAGGAAUGAAAAAGAUACAGGCCAUGCAAUUUUAUUAAAUACAUCAAUAUGUAUUAGAAAUGGUGAACGGAUUUCCAACUUCAAUGGAAUUUAAUGGUGAAAAUAGAAUAUUCAGGAAACCAGCAGGAGGACAGCCCUUGUGUGAACCUUGUUGGGGCGUAAUAGGAACUGGACAUAAUAUAGCCUCUGUCUCUAAGCUGUUUAAUUUUAAAAUUAUUUUUAAAUGAUUUUUAUUGUCCCAUUUACUGAUUCAUACAUUCAGUGUUUCUUGGGAAUGUCUUGAUGACGUUAACAGUGUUGACUGCCUCGGAGAAAGUGGAGUAGUGGGUGGCAAGAUAAAGAUCAGGUUCUGUCCAAGGACUUCGGGCAAAUCACUUGCCAAGUGACAAGCCUACCCCCUCUGCCCUCCGAAGAGGCCCGCCAGGGGACAUGGGGGCCAUGGUCAUCUCACCUGGGCUCAGAAAACCCUGCCCCCCAUUCCUGGUCUGGGCAGUCCAGGGCCAUGGCCUCCACUGAGCCUAAGGGAAAUCGACACCCUUGCUUUAGAUAGUGAUUAAAACAGGCAAAACCAAACCGGAGUAAAAUUACGGGGCUUGCCCAGGGUGAGGGCACAGCACAACAAGCUCUGGACCAACACUGGGGACGAUCGAGGGCAGUCGGGUAUUCUCCAGGGGCAGCUUCCACUGUUGCUGAAACUCAACGGGACCCUCCAGGUUGUACAACCUCAGGGGUGUCCUACAGGUGUCCCUGAAUCUCAGCGGCUUUUCCCAAAUGCCAAUGCCUGGCUGAGGGUGUUUUCAUUACCUCCCUUUCCCAAGGGUGUGGUGGUGGGUGGUUCCACUCAGACCAGCUGGUGGGCCAGGUACCUAUGCGACUCGAAGAUCAAGAAACUGGCUGGCCCUCCGGAUUCCGUCCAGGGAACUGAGACAAUUACUUUAUGUAUUUGUUUCAGGCUACAUAAACUUAGCAGUAAAUGAAAAUGAGUAUUUUUACUGAACUGCAAUUGAAAGAAGAAGCAUUAUAGGAGAAAAAAUUAUUGAAAAGGUUUUUAGAAGAGAAGAAACAUUAUUUUGUGGCUGAAAAGCCGAACCAGCAUUUCAGGAAAUGGAGUCCAAAUCUAGAAACGUAACAUACCCAAAAUCCAAAGUGGGUGGAUUACAAAUGAUUAAGGAACGCUAAUAAUACGGUAAAUGGCGACCUUAAGAUGGUAUACACAACAGUUGUACUUCAGUUGUUAUUACAUGACAGUGACUGACUAGGUACUGAUUUUUUUCAGUGCUCUAUACUCACCCCCGCUUUAGAAAAAGUAGCAAAAUGUCAUUCUUUAUUGGCUUUAAGGUAUUAACUACCACUUUGCUGUUGACAGGAAGUACAGCAGUGGUCUCCACCUGUGCUGAGGGCCCCUUCUAGGUUCCCUGUCUGGGACCUGGGUUCUCAGGGCCUGAUUAUCUGCACUUCUGAACCCCAUGUCCUGACCCUGUCCACGGUGAUCCUUGACUCAGGCUCUUGGUUUUUACUGUGCCCAGCCAUUGGUAUCACUGCACUACCAGCUAUCCCAUCUGGUCUGCCCUCGCCACCUUGAAGUGUUCUGAGUCAAAGCCCUGGUUUCUGUCCAGUGCAGUAAAAUUUUUAUUAACAGAUUUAUCAUUACUGGUUGGGUAGGCUAACAAGGCAGUUUCGCGCUCUCGGCUUUGUCUUAGCUGUAAAGUGAGGACUGUACCUGCAAUUCCAUUAACCUAAAAGGUAUUUGUGAGGCUCAAACAUUUUGUGUGAAAAUCCCUUGCAAAUUACUGUAAAGAUUUACAAAAGUGUAUAAGGUGGUUUUGUGAUGAUUUACGUUCUCAAGAUUAACCUAGACAUGGUCACAAAAUUUAAUAACCUUUCCACACAAUGUCCACUAAACUUUCUCAUGCUUUUAGACGGUUUACAGGGAUAUAAAUAGCAAAGUCAGUUGGAAUGAUACUAGAUCUUCACUUCGUGUAAAGGAGGCCUUUUUUUUCCCUUUCUAUUCUGAUG